GUAGUAAGUAUUGUAGCAGCAGAAGCAUAUCCUCACAAAGAUAACACGAAGAAGAUCCUUGAAAAGAAAUUUAGAAACUUGAAAAACUCAUUCGUCGCAAAACACACAUCAGAGAUAAACGGAACGUUGAGGAGACAGGCGAUAGCACAAGCUGCCAUUGAUUAAAUAAAGUUUGGGGAAUUUAAUGGAAAAUUCAAUUUAAUUGUAAUUGUGAAACAGAGAAGAAAAGAUUUUCAAUAUCAUGGUCGUAUGAAUUAAGAAAUUAAGGAACCAACCAAAGCAUUUUCGAGUUACGAAAAUACAAAUCAACACCAUUCAUUGAAAUACUUAUCCCUGAGAAACUCUCCAAAAACCUGCUCAACCGCUUCACGCCAAAAAAAAAGAACUUAAAUCACCAUGCAUGAGAGACGCGUAAAAAAAAUCAAAGGUGGCCACUAUGUUGCCACCCAUGGCCGUUCCACACCCGAUCCUCCCUAUGUCCACUCGAAUCGUGGCUAUUCCACGGAUGGCGAAGAAUCUCAUAGGGCACCCUCGGAACGCACCAUGUCCGAAUAUACGAUAGCACACGAGCGUACCUCACCUCAGGGUCAUUAUCAUUCAUCGCGAAAAACGCGCAUUAACAAUGGCCAUACGAACGGUCACUCAAAUGGCCACUAUUCGCAGUCGGUGGUUGAUAGCGGAGGACCACGUUCGCUAAGCGGUCCCCCACCUUCACGUUUGCCGCCACGAGCGCCAUCGGCUUUGAGUUAUGAUCAUGGAGGCGGUGAUACAGGCAGUGAUAUAUAUGUGACCAGUGCUGCCUAUAAGGCGCCUUCGGAAAUAAGUCGCUACAGUCAUCGCCCUGCCUCUAGAGCGCCACGAAGUGUAUAUUCCGUUGCCAGUACAGCCAAAACCGGUCGCAGUGCCAGAAGCACAACAAAGAGAGGAGCCAAAAUUGAGACCAUGUCAGCUCCAAAUCCUUUCUGUCCCAAUGUCAAGGGUGUUUGUUGUCUAAUGUUAUUGUUGAAUCUGGGUCUAAUUUUGGUUACUCUGGGCUUUGUUAUUGUGGUGCAAUUCCAUGAACCAGUCUAUGUGUGGAUUCUUGGUAUUAUCUUUUUGAUCUUUGGUUUCUUAACCCUCAUUGGAUGCAUGGUCUAUUGCGUGUAUGUAUGCAGGGAUGCCAAGACACCGUCACAGGUGCGCAAUGAGGAUCUUUAUUGGACGCGACAUUGGCAAAAGAACAUAGGCUAUACGCCGCAGGAGAUCAAUUACAAAGCGGAUAAAUACGAUGCCUAUUCCGAUCGUUAUUCGGUUGGCAAAAUGAGUGGCAAAUAUUCGGAUAGAGAAAGCAAUCGUUACUAAAUAAAUAACCACUCAGACCAACACACACACACACAAACACUGAAGUAAAAAAAAACCAAUUACUCGAAUAACUCAACGAAUGCAACGCAACCACUAAACGAAACGUAUUGUAACGUACCUGCUGCAAGUGACUUGCUAGUUCGUAUGUUUGUUUAUCCAACAGAACAACAACAGAAGAGGAACAAAAACAAGAAUAAAUAAAACAAUAAAAAUAAUACUUAUAUAUAUAUAUACCUAAAAACAAACAUUUAAAGUUUAAUAGUUAUUAACUAAUUUUAAAUUGAUUAUAAACUUGUUUUUUUUUAUUAUUUGAAAACGAUUAAUUAAUUUAAUCGUUUCGUAAGAAUGCCAUAAAUAAAUGUCUACUACAUUAACUCAAACAAAAAAUAAUAAAGCGAAUACAAUGAUGUGCAACAUCAACUCUGACUACCUUCCCUCACCAUCCAUCCCAAAAAUGCCCCCAAAUAGUCAAUAGCAACUGCAACAACAAUGUAUUAUAUAAUCCUAUUAAUUACCACACUAAUUACUCACCUUACCAAACCGAUGACCAACAACUUCUUUAUAUUCAACAUUUUUCUCUUUGGGAACCCUCGAGAAGAAGAAACUCCCAGUGAAAUUGUAUAAGGAAUUUUAUGAAUUAAUUUUUAAUUUAGUUAUUAUAAUUAUAAAAAAUAAUUUUAAUAUUGUAAUAUUUCUAUAUGGAGUGUAUUGAUUUUA
Stomoxys calcitrans (stable fly) is the source of this 2058-nucleotide messenger RNA. RefSeq lists its product as uncharacterized. The record is from RefSeq and is a predicted model, not a curated record. The coding region runs from base 397 to 1341 and encodes 314 amino acids. The transcript has 5 exons. Lineage: Eukaryota; Metazoa; Arthropoda; Insecta; Diptera; Muscidae.